AUGUCUAAAGAUCCACUGAGGUACCGAGUCAUAGCCGACAGUAGUCAGAGCAGACAGCAGUCCAUGUUAAAGAUGGAUGAUAGUGAGAAUACAACUUCAUUUGAUGAUCGCAGUGAGGCAUACUCAGAAGCAUCUGCCAGAGACUGUUUAGCUGAAGGCAUAAUUGGCCUUCUGCUCCCAACUGUCGAGCAAAUAGACGAACGAGUGAAGUCGACAAGGAUCAGUCAGCUCGAGCUUCGUCAGCAUAUUGACACUCUGGCAGAGGACCUUCGUGCAUUGUCUGAAAACCAGCAGAUACCAUAUGACCUCGACAGCUAUGUCAAGAAACUUGUAAAUGCAAAAAGGCGGGUAGUUCUUGUCAACAGUAUCCUUCAGAACACCCAGGAACGGCUGAACAGAAUUAACCAGAGCAUCACCCGUGAAAAUGAGAGGCGUACAGCACUCUUGGAGCCACAAGUUUCUACACCAAGUGAAGGAUAGUAAUGCACAGCCUACAGUUUUUUAUCACAACAUUCCUAAGGAGCAGCUGUAUUGCUGUCAGAUAAACGUUUUGGAGAGCUUAUGAUAAUCAAUGUUCGUUCCACAUCAAAACGUGGACCUGUCCAACGAACACUUUCUUGUUGUUUUGUCUGCAGUGCACAGUAGUAACAAGAAGCUAUGUUAGCUCUAACAUUGUUUUAAUUGUGUACAGUCAACAUACCUGUACAUGUGUACUUUUUUACUUUGGAGUGAGACUGACAAAUGAAUUAAGUGUGGGCUACAUGGUCACUGUACUAGUGAGCAUGCCUGGUAGGAAAAAGCUGGAUAUCCUUGUGUAGGUGUUCAUUUGUGUUGUGCAUAUGCCACGUUGUACAGUCUAAUAUACAUAUGAAAGAAGUGUAUUGCCCAUGGCCGCUGGUUCUGCCCAUAUUAGUGCAU
Molecule: messenger RNA, 918 nt
Organism: Rhipicephalus sanguineus (brown dog tick)
Lineage: Eukaryota; Metazoa; Arthropoda; Arachnida; Ixodida; Ixodidae
Gene: Snapin
Product: SNARE-associated protein Snapin
Exons: 4
Coding region: 1-480 (159 amino acids)
Biological process (GO): regulation of synaptic vesicle exocytosis; synaptic vesicle exocytosis; lysosome organization
Cellular component (GO): BORC complex; BLOC-1 complex; synaptic vesicle
Molecular function (GO): SNARE binding
Source: RefSeq, a predicted model, not a curated record